AUCCGCGUUUUCCCCAUUCUAGAGCGGCGGAAAUGGUGAAGUUUCUAAAGCCAAACAAGGCCGUCGUGAUUCUCCAAGGCCGCUACGCCGGCCGCAAGGCGGUGAUCGUCCGCUCAUUCGACGACGGAACCCGCGAUCGCCCCUACGGCCACUGCCUGGUGGCAGGCCUCUCCAAGUACCCUCGCAAGGUCAUCCGCAAGGACUCCGCGAAGAAGCAGGCGAAGAAAUCUCGUGUCAAAUGCUUCAUCAAGCUCGUCAAUUACAACCACAUCAUGCCGACGCGUUACACGCUCGACGUGGAUCUGAAGGAUGUCGUCACAGCCGAUUGCCUGCAGUCCAAGGAUAAGAAAGUUACGGCCGCAAAGGAGACCAAAUCGCGCUUCGAGGAGCGCUUCAAGACAGGGAAAAACCGUUGGUUCUUCACCAAACUCAGGUUCUGAGUGUUUUGCGGGGAGAUAUUUUUGUUCUGCUUUUGUCUCUCAACUUGAAUGUCAAUCUGGUUUAAUGUCAGAUGCGUUGAACUUCUUAUGUUUUUUCCUUAGAUGCAAUGCUUAUUUUGGUGAUUUCUGCUGUCAA
Salvia splendens (bonfire salvia) is the source of this 576-nucleotide messenger RNA. RefSeq names its product 60S ribosomal protein L27-3. NCBI's taxonomy places the organism in Eukaryota, Viridiplantae, Streptophyta, Magnoliopsida, Lamiales, Lamiaceae. Bases 33 to 440 code for a protein of 135 amino acids. The transcript has a single exon. Gene Ontology annotation, molecular function: structural constituent of ribosome. Gene Ontology annotation, cellular component: ribosome. Gene Ontology annotation, biological process: translation. The record is from RefSeq and is a predicted model, not a curated record.